Molecule: messenger RNA, 3670 nt
Organism: Erpetoichthys calabaricus (reedfish)
Lineage: Eukaryota; Metazoa; Chordata; Cladistia; Polypteriformes; Polypteridae
Exons: 5
Coding region: 288-803 (171 amino acids)
Source: RefSeq, a predicted model, not a curated record
GCUGAGUUUUUCUGCGCUGCCAUAAAACAAGCAAGUUAUUUUCUUCUGUGGCGAACAGUAGAGGAGAGCUGUGUGUGCAAGUUGUCGCUUUUUUUUGUUGUUUUAGCUUUUGUCAUUACUGCUAUUUUCAUCUCAAAUAGACUGUGCUGAGAUUGCAAAAGCAAAAGCUAAAGGCGUAACAGGAUGAUCAAUGGGAUGUAAAAACAAAGAAAGAUUUGGACUCAUAUUUUUCUACCUUAACGCAUUACUGUGGUAAACAAUGAGAUGCAAGUGCAUUUGAGCCAGCAAUGGAACUAUACUGGUAUAUAAUAGUGAUAAUCUCUCUUAUCAUCAAAAUCUUCUUCUACAUUUGCUGGUACCGAUCCCGACAGAGGCAAAUGGAUGCUUACCUUAGUAACCCACGCAAUGCACAGAUUGUGAUUGUUGGAGGAAGAGCUUAUCUUCACCAGCUAUGUGAACGCCAAAGUGCAAAUUGGCCAAGUUGGUAUGGUAUUCAAGAUGACAGUUCUAUUGGAGAGGCUGCUGGAUCACUGCCCCCUGCACCCUCUUACAGUCAUUUAGACGUACCCCCUCCAUAUGAAGUCGUGACAGGAGAUGACCUGAAGCCGCCACCAUAUAGUGAGUAUGCACUUGGAGAAGCUGCCACAGAUCUACAAGAGACCUGUGACAAUUGCAGCAUCAGUGAUGCACCUCCACCAUACACACCGUUUCCAUUGACUGACAUCCAUUUGCACACUGAAGCGACUUGUAAUUCUGAAGCACUAGAAAACAACUCUGUGCCAACCACUUCAGCCCAAGACUAAUAGCCAACUCCAACUUUUUCCUUUUGGCUUUUAUUUUUUGAGGUUUUGAAAAUGUAAGACUUUUUUUAAGAAUAACUUUUGCACUGCUGCAGUUGGGAAAAUGCCUCAUGUUAAUCCUUCAAACUGCCUGCCAAUAAUAUAGCUUCAUUAAACUUUUUUUUAUUUUAAGCAUCUUCCUAUUUAGGAUGGCUCAUACCUUAGAAAAUGCAGACAUGAGGACUGAAGCUCUUAUUUGAACAGCGUGUGACUGCAUACUUGUGCAAUCGACAUACUGCAAGGCAAGAAAUCUGUUAACAGAAAAGUCAUUUGCUUUAGCAGCUUGCAGAGGCGGGAACUGCUAUUUCUAUUUUUUUCACUUGGAACUUGGUAGUGCGUGACUAGCGAGAAAUAAAGUGUCAGAAAAGCUUUUUUUGCCCCAGAACUUUUUUUUCCCAAUUAUAUGUCAAAACUUUUUAUCUUGCAAUACAAUAUUUUUUUUCUUUUGAAAUAGCAUGGAAUAAUUUCAAAUUUCUAAAUCUACAGCAGAAAAAGCCUUUUCUUUUGAGAAAACCUAGUGCCUAUAACAUACUGCACAUGUGUUUGUGAGAUGCUUUGUUGUGUAAUUGUGCUUACUGGGUGUUCAUGUUACAAUAAAAGGAGAGUUGCAAAAAGAGUGCAGUCCGGCUGAAGAGACCAUCGUGACGUUCCAAGUCCCAUAAAGGUACUGGGAUGGAAUUACAGUGUGGCUGAUAUCCAAACCAGCAUACAGUUCACUAUUUAGGGGAUUAAAUUGGAGUAGAAGAUGUCUGGGUUCAGUUUUUAUUUCCCAGGAGCCUGUGAUGUGCCAAUAUCCAAUGUGAAUGAUUAGAGCAUUUACUAGAUUGAAUAUUCUAGAAUAUGUUACCUUUGGAAAAUGGGUAAAAGUAAGAAUAAUGCUAGUGGUUUUGCUACAUUAGUUUGCUGCCAUUUGCUUUUCAAAGUGCCUGCUCAUUGUCUGUAUGGAAUGUGCGUGUUCUUCCAAUUGGGCUUUCUCUGGGUACUCCUUUUUUUUCUUUUUCUUCCACAACCUAAAGGUGAGUUUGCCAGAUUAGUGGACCUUUUAAAUUUCCUCAUUUUAAAGCCUGUCAUUAAGCAACUUCUAGGCAGAGGAAAUGUCAAACCUGAUGACCACAGUCGCUGAUCUCUUUGCCUGAGUAUACCAAUUCACACAACUACAAAUCCCUAGGAAUGUCAAAUUAUGGGACCGUGUGACAGCUUUCCAACACAGUUUCACAUUUUCAUAGCAUCUCAAGCUUACCCUUUUUCUGACAGCUGAUAACCUGCUGCCUGACGGAGCACGUACCUGCGUCAGGGGUUUACAGGUAUGGGGAAUUCUGCAGCAAUCUCAUCCUCUUUCCUUUUUCCAUUCUUUCAUAGUAUGUAACACAUGAGUCAUCAGACAGACAAGCUUCUCUUGUUUGCAAGGUCCUAAACACCCACAUCCCUACUCAUUAGUGCAUUAUACGCAUUGCACAUCUGUGCAAGUGCUCAUUGGUUGUCCGUUUUCACUCAAAGAGCCCACCCCUACAACUUAAAACAAAACCAAAUCAUUUCGACUGAGUCACUGGGUUUGUCGCACAACAGGACUGUGGUCAUAUGCACAUGCCACAACUGCCCUAGACUUAGUAAAAUUAUGUAAAUAAUAUUUACGAGUGAAAAUCACCAGAAAACUCAGUGUAACUUGACAUGGCCGUAAGUGAGCGUGAGUUAGUCCAGUGAUUAACAGAUUUCUCAUUUGGUGAUGUUUCCUGCCUUGUGUGUGAUGUCACUGGGAGAGAGUCAAGCCCCACCUAACCAGUAUAGUUAGGAUAAACAGGUUUAAAAGUCAUUAGAUAGAAGAAUAAUGCCUGUCUCCAGUCUUUGUUUAUUAUGAGACAAGUAGAUUCUGUGACAAUCGAUAAUGUCCUCACUUCUGAAGAGGACUACUUUAGUUUUGUAUAAUUGGAAACAUUUAGUAGACAAAACUGUGUAAAUUCUGCCACUCUUUCAAAAGAGGUUGAAGGGAGAAUAGUGCUCAUAUCUGAGCUAGUUCACUUCGCUUAUUUUUUAAAAGGGCUGGCUCACUCUUUCUGUGGAGUUUUCAUGGUCUCCCCUUUCUAAAUGAACUUCUUUUCUUUUUUCAUAUCCUAAAGACAAACAUUUUUUAUUGGACGAUAUAAGUUGUCUCCUUGUAUAUAAAUGUGAGUGUGUCCUGCAUCCUCAUCCGUGGUUAGUUUGUAUUUUGUCCCAUUACCAUUGUGACCCCGUUGUUGAACUUGGUGAUUUUGAAAUUGAACACAUGAAUGAAGGUAUGGCCUGUAUUCAGUCUUCAUUUUUGAAAUGAUAAGCAUCUUCCGUGAAAAUCAAAUAGCCAGAAUUGUCAUUUUUGAAUUAAUACUUGGGGUGUAUUACAAUUAAAACAAUUACUGGAUAAAAAGUAGUGUUUGCUUCCUUUUAAAAUGGAUAAAAAGUACGAUACUGCUAGCAUCUGAGCUACUUCAUUGCCAGUUGAUUUCUCUGCUUUUUUGAGUGCCUGAUCACCGUAUGUGUGGGGUCUGAAUGUUCUCUUUGUGUCCAUAUGGUUUCUCUCCUGGUGACUCUGCUUUUCUUGUCAUAUUGCAAAACUGUACCUGUUGGGAAAUAAGAAAUUCUCCUAGUGUGAGUGUGCAAGGGGAUGAGUGAAUGCGUCUUUUCCAGGGUUGAUUCCUGCCUUAUUCCUGAUGUCAUCGAUAUCAGUCUCAACUCUAUAAUGAAAACCGUGAGAUUUGUGAAUUAUUGAAUAGCUGUAAGACAACUGUUGUAAAAUGUAUACCAAAUAAAAUGUGAUGUUUUUUGACUUUCCAAAUAAAGUUACUAUUUUUUAUUUUCCA